Plasmodium fragile is the source of this 7590-nucleotide messenger RNA. RefSeq lists its product as uncharacterized. NCBI's taxonomy places the organism in Eukaryota, Apicomplexa, Aconoidasida, Haemosporida, Plasmodiidae. The coding region runs from base 1 to 7590 and encodes 2529 amino acids. The record is from RefSeq and is a predicted model, not a curated record. The transcript has a single exon.
AUGAAAGGUGUUAAGCAUGACGGACGGAAGGGAACCAGAUUAUGCCCCACCAUAGACAACACUGCCAAGUGUAAGGGAAGGGACAGGGCGUGGCCCGCCGGCAACCCAGGCAGUGACUGCGAAAGGGAAAACAACCACGGCAGCCCCACUGCGUGCCCCAGUGUAUACCCCACUGCAUGCCCCACUGCAUGCCCCACUGCAUACCCCAACAAACUGGGGGGAGCAAAAUGGAGGGAGACAAAAGUGAAAAACGACGCGGACAAGGACUCGUACAAGGACGCGUACCAGGACGCGGAAGAAAAGCCGCCACGGGGUGAAGAACCAAACCACGACGUGGUUGAAAGUUUCAUCGGAAUAGAUCACCAAAACUUGCCAUUCGUGAAGAGCAACUUUGCCAGCCGCAUUAACAGCAAAAACGUAGUGCCCAUAAUAGACCUCUUCAUUCAUAACUUAUUUUUUCAUUUAAAAAGCAUUGGGAAAAAUAUAGACAAUUUUUAUUUGCGCUUUCGUAAAGUUGUGUACCCUUUUCACUUCCCCUUUAGAAAUUGUGACGUUUGUGAUGAGUGCCUGCUGAAUGAGAACAAAAGGAGGAGGAGCAGCGGCAGAAGCAGCAGCAGAAGCAGCAGCAACGGCAGGAGGGGGGUGAUGGGGAAGAGGUGGUGUGCACAUGGGCCUCAGCAGCAACACAACUGGGGAAGGAAAAAUCGGAGCGAAUUUCUCCCCCAAAUUUUAAACGCCUGGUGUGAAAGGGUAAAAUGCUUGAUAAACAUUUAUAAUAAAAAUAGGAAGAAACAGAAAGUGAAGGAGUACUUAGUGCGGGGGGGAAGAGAAGAAAGGGAUUCAGAAGAGGAUAAUUUUUUGUUCGAUCAGAGGAGUAGGUAUGACAUGAACGAGUGUGCGAAGGGGUUAGUGGAAAGCAUCAUUUUGGAUGAAGACAGAUGGAAAAAAUUAAAACAGGUAUCCUUUUUCCCAACGGGGAAGAAACAACAAUUCGUGAAAAAUAAAUCAGAUUAUGUAACCCAUCAGAGGGAAGAUCAAUUUUUACCUGACCUGUGCAGGCAAAAAGGAGAAUUAUGGAAUGAAGACAUAACCGAUUUGUACUUGAUCAAUUUGGUCAAAAGGAAAAUUGAAGAUUACAUAAAAAAUGUGCAAGUGAAAAAAUUCUGGGACGUCAUAAAUGUGCAGUCCUUAGCUAACUUUGACUAUAGGCACGCGGGGGGGGGAGCAUCCUCCAAGUGGUUAGCGGCCUCCUCCAAAUGGGUAUCGGUUAAAGGGGCAACGGCCACUUCAAGACAAAUGGCGCCCCCCAAAAUCUCCAUUUACCCUGAGCCAAUAUACGACUACAUUCAAAUCGUAAAAAAGACCAAGUGCAAGAAGGAAGGAAAAAACAGCCAAGUGGAAAAGGAAACAGAUAAAGUGAAGAUCCAAGGGGUGAAUGGAAGUAACACACGGGAAGUUGACAAGGGGAAGGCAGACAAAGAAUUCAUCAUGAAGGAUCUGUUUAACAAUACAAUUAAAAAUUAUGAAUCGAAUGAAGUUCAAAUUUUUUUAAGUAAUUACGACAAUGUAUUUUUAAAGUCCAUAGGGCGCUUUUACCUUUUGCUGAAUUUCUCAAUUGAAAUUCUGGCCAUUCUGUAUGAGGACCUGGACCUGUACUCCCUGCACAUUUUUUCCUUAUAUAGCUAUUUGGGUCAGUGCGGGGCAGGUGGCGUUGGUAGGCAAACCGACUGGCAGAGUUCUAAUCUCGCCGCAGGACGCACCUGGGGCAGUUGUGACCAAAAACAGACUUUCCUCACCAGCGCUAACGAACUUCUUUGUAGUCUUUCUCCUACCCAGCGGAGACUUGACGCGGCCGUUUUUUUCUUGUUAAGAAUAUUUUUGAAGAGUAAACAUGGGGCACCUUCCAUGGGUGUCACUGCUAACUGUGGUGAACCGAUCUGCAGCGGACCCCAGCUGUCUGGCUCCCUUGCAGACGAGAUUAUACAUAACCUUAGGGUAGAAAAGUACAAAGAAAUUAUGAAAGAAGUUAUAAAACUAACCAAGUACAUGAUUGAGAAAAAAAUUCAUUUGCAGAAGCCAGUCGUUAAGUACCUUUUAGCGGUUUAUAAAAAGUACAAGCAGAAGGUUCACGCGAUGCAGAAUAACAACAGGGGAAACAGGAGAAGAAGGACGACGUCCAAUUCGAAGCAUGUAAAAAUGUUGAGGAGAAACUUCCUUUUUCACUCGAUGAAUUUCUACUCCUUUGAAUUCUUCACCAGGAAGGAUUUGCGAGUAAAUUUGGGAGGGAGCCACAAAUGGCGCAGUAAAAGGAAGGUGCUAAGAAUUCCGGGUCACUCUAACAGGAGAGACUCCGUUGGCAAAUGGAGGACGUGCUUGCUGCGUAGUGUGGGUACUUCCUCUCGGGGGAAUAACAUCCUCGCGGUAGGUAGCCACGCGGAGGGCGUGGUUGUCCCCCGAGUGAACGGAACGAGGCUAAGGAGGGCCAGACGGGUGAGACACCUGCGAGCGCUCAGACUUCGUCUGUACGCCUACUUCAGGUUGGCGCGGCAGAUGGGGGCGGGGCCUGCCGCGGGCUCAAAAACAAAGGGCAAGACAAGUAAAAAAAGUACAGCUAGGAAGAAAAGUGAGCGGAGUAGAAAAUGUAAGAGCCGAAGUGGGGGAACUUGUCGCGAUAGAAAAUUCUCCAGUGGGUGUCAACCUGAUGAUGCACCACGUCAAGGGGAAGAACACCUCUUCAUCCUCUCCUUGUACAAAAGCAACUUGGUGAAAUCGCUAAACGUAGAGCGAAUAAGACGCAAGGUGCGAGCCCUGGUGAGGAGCAAAAACGCACUCUACAAAAAGGUUGUGCAGAAGGCUAGGGAGCGAUGUGGUCGCGACGAAAGGGGAGAAGUGGUAACACGAGACAAGUACUACAAUAUCGUUGUGGAGGUAUUAGGCAUUAUUAAAAGGCAGGACGAAGAGAUUAGGAGCAACUUGUUUGGCAUGAUACAGGGGGUGAACGAGCAACUGAAUUUGUUCUACGCAAACAUUUGCCGUUGCGCGCCAGCGGAGAGUUGGGAGCAGAGGAACGUGGAGCUCGUGAUGCAGCAGAGGUUAGGGGCGCUGCGGGGGGAAGACGGGGACUCUGUCUGGCUGAGUCGGCAGGAUAGAGGCAACGUGGAGGAAGGAGGUAACGCGACGGAAGGGGGAGAAUCGGCAGAUGAAUCAGUGGAAGCGAUGGAAGCGGUGGGCGACGAAGUAUGCAGCGACGCGUGCAAUGGUACCCAUCCUGUGCGUGAGAAAAUGGCGAGGCUUCGUCCAUCCCGGAGUGGUAAGAGGCCCCAACGGCGCCCCGCGCAGAAGGGGACAGGUAGCCACGGAAGAGGCCACGAAAGACGUUGCACAAAAUGUGAGUGCACCUUAGACAAGCACCUGCUCGAUAGGAAGGAAAAAAUGCAGAGCCGCUUCUACAACGUUAAGAAUUAUUACAAAGAGAAGAGGCACAGGAUAAACUACCUGUCAUAUGACGUGUCCAUUUUGAAGGAGUACCUAUGUGCCUACGUGAAAAAAUUUUUUGCAGACGUGAUUCUUUUGUUCGAGUACUUUUUCUGUGUGUUGAAUGCUAACCUUGGCUUGGGUUGUGGCGACGAAGGGGGGGGAGAGAAGAAGGAGGACCUCCUGUGCGAGUGGUUCUCGCUGUCCAGCGUUGAUAAUUUCAACAAUGGGGGAGCGUCCCAUCAGGCCACUCGCUUCGCUCAGGCGACGCGCUUCACACAGGCCAAUCGCUUCACUCAGAGGAAGCACACCAGAGAGUACGAAAACUACCUGCUCCUGAACAAGCUAAAAUAUUUUGCAAAAAACGACAUAAUACAAUUCAUGAGCAAAAGUAUCGGCUGUGUCCAGGAUGAGGUGCUGGUCAAAAUAGGCAGCGUGAAAAAGGCCUUCCAUUUGUUGCAUGCACUUAUGAAAACGCAAAGGAGUAACAACGAGUUGUUCAUUUAUAAGCUCCUGCUCAGUUUUGUUUUUAAGUAUGGAGAGUACUGCCAGGGGAAGGAGAUGAAGAAAGGUGAAUCAACAGGAAACGGCAGUUCCUUCUCACAGAAAUAUGCCUCCGAGUACGAACUUGAGAAAUGCUUCCUCAAACAAAAAAAAAGAAAAAAAUUCUUGUCACAAUUCGGUUUAGACUAUAUGAAUAUCCCUCAUCAUGUUACUUCAUUUUUGAAGCACAUAAUUCAGGGUUACAAAAUGGACCACACAGGAGGGAAGGUUACUCGAGUAAAUGACAACGCCAUGGAUGUGUAUACGUCUUGUUUGUAUAAUAUGGCUAGCUGUGGUAAGGAUGAUACGAAUGUGAAUUGUGUCUUGCAAAAAAUUUUAAAAAAAAAAAAAAAAGAAUUUUGCCCACCUCAAAAUAAAGGAAAAAUAUAUGCAGCAAAAGACACACAUAAGGAGGAGGAUCAUCAUCUACUCUUAUCCCAUUUAUCCUCUUUGUACGAAAUUAUUCAUGAAAGCAAUUUAGAAGAAUAUGGAAACUUGAGGAUCUUCAUAACGAUGGAGAAGAGGAAGAAGAUUAACAGGAAGAGGAAACUAAACUGUGAUGAGGUCUUCCUCAAUGCAAAUAUGAAUGGGGGUCAUAACCAUGUGGUCAGAAAAGAAAUAAAAAAAUACUCCAUCCAUUUUGUGGACGAUAAUAAGUACGUCUUCCCUUACAUUUGUAACACCUUCGAUUGGGGGGGCGCCACCGGUUCGUUUCGUCCGUCUCGUCCGUCUGCUUUGGCCAGUUGGCCGCCUUUGGCCGAUUCGUCCGAUUCGUGCGCUGCGUGCGACCCCCCCCUGGACUACGAAAUUACCCAGUUGAAUAACAAUUUUAAAUUUUUUCAUUUUAUCAAUCCGGGGAGAGAGUACUCUUUCAGGAACUCCAUCUUGAACUUCGUUUAUGGCUACCCGCUUGUGUGCGUAAGGAAGGACCUCGAGGAGGGGGUCUCCCCAUAUCAUGUGGGUUUGCGCAACGGGGCCAAAAGCGCUACACACGUGGACGGCAUCUCCCCACAUGUGGAUGUCCGCAACGGGGACAGAAGCGCUACGCACGUGGAAGGGUCAAAGGAACUCACCAAAAAAUUAUUCAGAAGAAGGAAGAGGAAGGAACUGAUGAGACAUUUAAGCAGCGUGGACAUUUCGAACAACAUCCCCCUGAAGUACAUGCACCUGUCUGUCAUCGGGGAUAUAUUUAGAAACCUCAAAUUGGAGCACGUGCUCACAGAAGCUAUUAAAAAAUUAUAUGAAGAAAUGUUACAAACGAUUCAGAAGAAAUUUUUACAAUCUAAUAAUACACAUCACUUGGCUAAUGUCGUAACUUGCUUCCUCCUUUUCUUUACCUCCUUCCUAGAUAUCCUCCUGGGGGUGAGGGACAACAACUACAUAAACCUUACCCACCAUGGUGACUUUAACAUUUUCAACAACUUUAAUGGACCUUUAUUUAAAAAACAGAAGAAAAAACGUGGUGAAGAAAGUUCAUGCAAAGGCCACAUCAAGGGGGGGAAGAAGAAGAACAACAAGAAGAGCUACGUGUACAUGCACAAUAGGUACAGCCGAAGGAGUACUUACUUGUGGUUGCUGUGGAGGGAAAGGCAGAAUGAGAUGGGUUCUCAGGUGGAACACAUAUACGUGCGUCCCAAGGGGGAGACAACGAUGGGCGUGGUGCCGGGGGGUAGACUCGUCUCCCUCAUGAGCAACUAUCGCGACUUCAACUUUUCCUUCCUCAAUAACGCAAAGUGUGUGCACGAGUACAAGGGGAAGAAGCAGUACCUCUUCGUCACUGAUGGGGGGGGUGCACCAGAGGAGGAGCGAACGGUGGAGAAGGAAGCGGCGCAGAAGGAAGAAGCAGCGGGGGAGGAGCGAACCCUACUCUUCAGACACACGAACGUCAGCGUGCACAGCGUGGAGGACAACAUCACAUGUGAAGACUCCCCCCCAUUUCUAACAAGAGCAAACUUCGCCGACGUGGUCACAUGGGGUGACAUGCAUGUGGGAUGGACCUCAAAUUUUGAGUUGAUCGAGGGGAAAAGCACGACCUCCCCCUCCCUAGUGGAACGAAUUCGUCUCGCCCUAACCAUCCUCACGGGUUACCUAAAAGAAACCCUAAACAUGAAGAAGCACUGUCUCCUCGAGGCGCUACAAAAUUUUAAGCAAUGCAAAAGUGGACUGGAGGACAUCAAGUUCAUUUACCAUUUGAACUACCUCCUCGAUUUGGACACGAAAGAAAAAAAAGUACCUGACUUGGUCAUAUUCAAAAAGGUGUACUACCUGCUCAUGGAGGCGUUGUUCGGCGGGGCGGCGCACACAUUGCCUGAGGGAAAGACAAACGAGAAACAGUUACCUUGUGUCGUCCCCCCCACAGUGGAUGCCGAACGAGUAGUAUCUUUUAUUUUCAAUUUUGUAAAAAUCACGAAAAUGAUUAAAAUGACACGGAAGGAAAAAAUGAAAAGCAUUUUCAAGUUUCUUCAAAUGUACGUGGAAAAAUCUGCUGAUUUUUAUGAGUCCAUUUUUAACAGACUGUUCCUUUUUAUAUAUGAAGAUACGAAGGAGGAGAACAGGAGGUUUCUCAGGAGACACCUGGACAGCUACUUCAAUGGAAAGAAAAUAACUUUUCAUAUCUUGAGCCACAUCCUACGAUCCCUCCCCGCGGGGGGGCAUCAACGACAAAAGCGACAGCUGUUCCGUAACCAGCCGUGGCACCACCCAGCUCAGCAACGGAGCGUGCUGCCGGACGAGGAGCCCGCCCCCCUCCUGGGGCUCAUCCCCCGGUUUAAAGAUGAGCAGAUGGAAGACGGACCCACCGCGGAACCACCCAGCGCGUGCCGCCUGCCCCCGAGACAACACCAAACCCAUCAACGCAAUUCGAAAAAAAAAAUGAAAUUCUCCAGUGUCAACGAAGAAAUAUUUAAGAAAACCUUUCGAAUGGGGAGGAGCAUUUAUUCAAGUGACAGCUGCGACUCGACCAAGCGAAGCAUCUUCCGAGUGAAGCGUGUGGAGAGUAGGAACUACCUGGCCUACGAGAGAGAGAAGGCGAAUUACUUUUUCCCUGAUUCAGAAAAAAAGACAUCUUCAUUGAAAGCGUCUAAGGGGUCUGUGGAGAAUGACUCUGUGGCAGGUAGAGACAAGGGGAAGGGGCCCAACGUAUUGUCCUGUGGAAGUUCCUCGUUAGUAACUUCUCACAGGAGAGAUGAAGUACAGGGUGAGGAAGAGGAUGGAGGAGGAAUCAGCAUAAGGGAUCACUCCACCAGGAAGGGAAAGAAAAGGGGAGAACAACUUAGCGCAGACAUUUUAUCUGAGCAGCUGUGGAAUGACGGCCUAUGGGACGAAACGAAAAGCUUCUCCACAUCCUUGUGCACGAAUGAAGAAGUUUCCAUCGCGACGAAGAAGGGUAUCACUAAGGGUGCACGAGACUUCACGCAGAGUGAAGAGAACCCACGAAGAAAAGAAUCCCUAGAGAGCUACAGCUCAAGUGAAUGCCUCCAGUACGUUAACAAUUUGUGUCUUCAAUAUGGGGAGAAAAGAUGGAAGGGACAAAAACAAAAAAAAAAAAAAAAAAAAAAAAGGGAGCACUUUUAA